AUGAAUAAAAAUGGAACAGCUAAAAUGAAUGAUAAUCAAAUAAGAGCAGAAGGUAGAAGGUUAUUUAAACGCUUCUAUAACAUUCCUGAUGGUGUUAAUCCUAAAACUCGUAGAAGCUAUUUAAAUGAAGCAAUAGAUGCAUAUGAAGGGUUUGACAUUUCAUCAGAAAGUGAGAGAUUAGCGAGAAUGUUAAAUGUUAAUAUUGAUUUCUAUUAUUGUGAUCCUCAACCAGAAGACGUGGACAUAAAUAAGGUAGACUUUCCAUUAGUGGAAUCAAUAAUGAUAGAUCCAGAAUUUGAAACAGUAAAUAUUUUAUUAACACAGAGUCCAUGUGGAAAACUUCACGCUGACAGAAUAACAGACGUAGAAGCACUCACCAGCUAUAAAGUUUGUCCAUAUUGUAAAGAAGAAGUUUAUUCUAUCCGUGAUGACCCAGAAAGAAAAAACCAAAGAAGAUUUUUAAAGCAUUGUGAGAAAUGUAAAGAAAAUAAUGGAAGAUUAAUUCAAGAC
This is a messenger RNA of Trichomonas vaginalis G3, 510 nucleotides long. RefSeq lists its product as uncharacterized. Lineage: Eukaryota; Parabasalia; Trichomonadida; Trichomonadidae. The annotation marks the transcript as partial. The record is from RefSeq and is a predicted model, not a curated record. The transcript has a single exon.